This is a messenger RNA of Drosophila guanche, 1275 nucleotides long. Its product is annotated as protein MLP1 homolog. The record is from RefSeq and is a predicted model, not a curated record. The transcript is spliced from 4 exons. NCBI's taxonomy places the organism in Eukaryota, Metazoa, Arthropoda, Insecta, Diptera, Drosophilidae. The coding region runs from base 226 to 1155 and encodes 309 amino acids.
UUUGAAGAGCUCUCGAAAAAGUUCAGUUAAAAUUUGUACUCGAACCCAAACGGAUCUGUUUCCCAAUUCCCAGUGUAGAAAAUACUUUUUACUAGUAAUAUUUUCUUUUUUGUUUUGUUUUUGUGCUACAUUUAAAAUAUUUUCAACUCGAAGAACCAAGCCGAGUCUCAUCGCGAUUUGUGUCAAGUGUUUCGUGCUGAUUAGUCGUUUCUAGUGUUGAAAAUUAUGGACGCGAAACGUGGUAAUAAUGCCCCUGCCACACGCCAUGGCUUUCACGCAUCCCGUACUAGUGUUGCCUCACGCCAUGGCCAGCAGUCCGCAGCUGCAGUGGUUCAAGGAGCCACCAUGUCACGCAAACAUAUGAGCGAGGCCAGCCUGACGCCUAGCCAGACCAAGCGGGAUACAGAGAAUCCUCGCAAGAGUCCGUUGGAUGCUCUGAGUCGUGCCGGCACAGCUCGCCAGCAGGAUCCCUUCCAACGUCGCUCGGGUCUACAGGAUGUGGACGAUGCCUUCUUGGCCACGAAUGCAUUUGCCCGACCAUCGCGAGUUCGCCACUCUGGAUUAGAUGGUGGCGCUGCCCUUCCACCAGCAGGAACUGCUGCAGUGGCACCCAUUCGCAUGUCUAGCGGACAGGAGCAGUCUUCGCAGCCAGCCGCUCCCACACAGGAGCAGCAGCAGAUGCCACCGCCUCAGCAACAGUCGCCGCCGGUGGCUGCUGUGCCCUCUCAGCAGCAGUUUAUUCAACAACCAGCCGCUGGCCAGCCCACUCGCCACGAUCCCUACCCCACUGGACGGGCCCAUGUCCACCAUAAUCAGCAACAGCAACAGCAGCAGGUUGCCUUUGAUCAGCAGCAACAUCAACAACAAAUAGCCCAGCAGGAUACCCAGUCCAUGAGCCAAUCGCAGCCACAGGGACAACAGCAGCCGCAGCAGCAGUCCCAAGGCUUCUCUAAUCAGCCCAAUGUCGGUGGAGGCGAACGUGCUGCAGCUGGCGGUUUCAGCAACGGAGGUCAACCGCAGCAGCAGGUUGGCGGCGGUGCUGCUCCGCCUCCCGAAGCCGAGUUGUGCACCACGUGCCCCAACUGCCAGACCACCAUCUACUUGGUUCGCUCCGCCGAAAUGGGAAACGGCGACAAUGCCGCCCCAACUCAGUAGAUAGAUGCAAAGCAUCAAAAGACCAAAUUCCAGUACACCCCAAAUUCCCAUAGAAUCAAUCUAUAACUUUGGAAAGAAAAUAUAUUCCAGUAACGCCACGAAGGAGUAACCCAGUGUCGG